This is a messenger RNA of Notothenia coriiceps (black rockcod), 778 nucleotides long. RefSeq names its product ralA-binding protein 1-like. Gene Ontology annotation, biological process: small GTPase-mediated signal transduction; positive regulation of GTPase activity; endocytosis. Gene Ontology annotation, cellular component: membrane. Gene Ontology annotation, molecular function: small GTPase binding; GTPase activator activity. NCBI's taxonomy places the organism in Eukaryota, Metazoa, Chordata, Actinopteri, Perciformes, Nototheniidae. The transcript has 3 exons. Bases 68 to 778 code for a protein of 236 amino acids. The record is from RefSeq and is a predicted model, not a curated record.
GAGAACGGAGGGCUACGCCGCCUUCCAGGAGGACAGUUCGGCCGACGAAGCAGAGAGCCCGUCCAAGAUGAAGCGCUCCAAGGGAAUCCACGUGUUCAAGAAACCCAGCUUCUCCAAGAAGAAGGAGAAGGAAUUCAAGGUGAAGGAGAAGGAGAAGGAGAAGGAGAAGGAAAAGGAGAAAGAGAAAGAGAAGGAGAAGGAAAGGGCGCCGAAGGAAGACAAAGCCGCCAAAGAUAAGAAAUCAAAGGAUCUGACGGCAGCCGACGUGGUUAAACAAUGGAAGGAGAAGAAGAAGAAGAAGAAACCGACAACAGAGGCAGAGCCCGUCCCGGUGGAGGUCCCCACCUUCAGGCCCAUCUUUGGAGCGCCUCUCGCUGAAGCCGUGAAGAGGACGGCUCUGUACGACGGCCUCCAGCUGCCCGCCGUCUUCAGAGAGUGUGUGGACUACAUCGAGAGUUACGGCAUGAAGUGUGAAGGCAUCUACAGAGUUUCAGGACAACAAGAGGAUGAAGAGGACGCUGGAGGAGGAGCAGCGAGCGAGGAAGGAGCUGGAGAAAGUCGUGCGGAGAGUCCUGAAGAGCAUGGACGACCCGACCUGGGACGAGACGAACCUCUGAUCGUCACAGACUCUAAAAUGACCUUUCCUUCAAACCUGUUCCCUCUUCCUAUGACCUUCACAGUGACCUUUGUACCAAACUUUGGACCAAGAGAGAAAGAGUCUGCCAGAAAAAUCAGCAAAGCCAUCCUCACUGACCGUAAAGCUGUGAAGCCAAAUUAG